Molecule: messenger RNA, 1368 nt
Organism: Auxenochlorella protothecoides
Lineage: Eukaryota; Viridiplantae; Chlorophyta; Trebouxiophyceae; Chlorellales; Chlorellaceae
Product: 3-ketoacyl-CoA thiolase 2, peroxisomal
Exons: 3
Coding region: 1-1368 (455 amino acids)
Biological process (GO): phenylacetate catabolic process; fatty acid beta-oxidation
Cellular component (GO): peroxisome
Molecular function (GO): acetyl-CoA C-acyltransferase activity
Source: RefSeq, a predicted model, not a curated record
AUGGAGAAGGCCGCUCAGCGUCAGAAGGUCCUGCUGAGCCACCUGGCAUCGGCUCACGGCACGCCCGAGGUGGCCCCUCAGCCCACCUCCGCCGAGUCCCACGACCGCCGUGCGGGCGACCUGGACGACGUGGUCAUCGUCUCCACCUGCCGCACGGCCCUGUGCCGCGCCAGGCGGGGCGGCUUCAAGGACACCCCCGUGGACGACCUGAUCGCCGCGGUGCUAAAGGACACCCUGCGCCGCACCGGCAUCGAGCCCGAGGCGGUGGGCGACAUCGUGUUCGGCUCCGUCAUGGGCCCCUCCAGCCAGCGCGCCAACGAGCUGCGCAUGGCCAUGCUCUUCGCCGGCUUCCCCCACACCGUCCCUGUCCACACCCUGAACAGGCAGUGCUCGUCCGGCCUGCAGGCCAUGGCCUCGGUGGCCGCCUCCAUCAAGGCCGGGUACUACACGAUGGCCAUCGCCGGCGGCGUGGAGCACAUGACCAGCAACCCCAUGAACUGGGAGGGCACUGUGAACCCUCGUGUGGCCACCUGCCAGGAGGCCGCCGACUGCCUCAUCCCCAUGGGCAUCACCAGCGAGAACGUGUCGGCCCAGUUCGGCAUGACCCGCGCGGAGCAGGACGCCUUUGCGCUGCGGUCGCACCGGCUGGCGGCCGCCGCGCGCGCGGCGGGCAAGUUCAAGAACGAGAUCGUGCCCGUGGAGACGGUGCUCAAGGAUGCAAACGGGGAGGAGCGGCGCGUGACCAUCUCCGAGGACGACGGCAUCCGGCCCGAGGUCACGCUGGCCACACUGGCGGCGCUGAAGCCGGCUUUCAAGAAGGGCGGCUCCACCACCGCCGGGUCCAGCAGCCAGACCACUGACGGCGCGGCGGCGGUGCUCAUGAUGACGCGGCGCGAGGCGCGGCGCCGCGGCCUCCCCGUCCUCGCCAUCUUCCGCUCCUUUGCGGCUGUGGGCGUGCCCCCCGCCAUCAUGGGCAUCGGCCCCGUGGCUGCCAUCCCUGAGGCCGUGCGCCGCGCGGGGCUGGGCCUGGAUGACGUGGACGUGUUUGAGAUCAACGAGGCCUUUGCCAGCCAGGCCCUGUACACGGUGAAGAAGCUGGGCCUGGACCUGGAGCGCGUGAACCCCAACGGCGGCGCCAUCGCGUUGGGGCACCCCCUGGGCUGCACCGGCGCGCGCCAGGCCGCCACGCUGAUCAACGAGAUGCAGCGCCGCGGCAAGGCCGCACGCUUCGGCGUCAUCUCCAUGUGCAUUGGGUCGGGCAUGGGCGCCGCGGCGGUGCUGGAGCGCGACUUCUCCGACGACGCCGAGCGCUCCGCGCGCCCUGCGACCGGGGUCCAUGCCGGGCUCUCCCGCCAGUUUGCCGGCUGA